UUAUUUAUUUUACCAAUUUCCGAAACAUUCUGCACUACACAAGCCUGCUAUGACGAACUCACCAUUUUCCUGCAGAAUAUGUGGUAUGAAGGCGCAUGGAACCCAUUUUGGAGCAGUUACCUGUAGAGCAUGUGCAGCGUUUUUUAGGAGAUCCAGCAAAUCGAAAUGGAUCAAUAAGAAGUGCCAGUCAAAAACUGGAAAUAAGGCGAGGUGCUUCUGUAGGCCGUGUCGAUUGCGUAGAUGUCUGGACAAUGGGAUGGAAGACACAAAAUUCCAAUACGGUCGAGAUUUAAAUCUACCAGCCGACGACAAUCCCCUGGUUCCCAGCAUCUCAAAUUUCGUAGGCCGACCUGAAUUCCUGCUGUUCUGCGAUUCAAAAAGCUCCGGUUCAAAGAUUGUGAUUGAUGUUCAGCCGCUGAUAAAAGAAGCUUCACGACUUUUGAGAAAUGGUUGUGCGACACCGCUUCGCGCUGAAAGUCAACUGAAAAAAUUAACGCUUGGACUGAAAGUUAUGCAGUGUGAUCUGAAAAAUGUAAAAUGCUUCGAUAAAAUUGGAAAAGCCGAGUUUUUGGAUAUCAUCGAAUUUUAUUUCAUGGCAGGUGUCAAGUGGGUCUCUCACUUUGACCAUUUCCAAAAGUUGGAUCAGGACUUACAGAUGAAGCUCGCCCAGUCAAUCUGGAAUAUUUUUAUCAAAAUUCACAAAUGUAGUAAUACUGCUAAAUAUCGGAAGUCUAAUUCAAUAGGUACACAUGAUCAGAAAAUCCUGAGAAAUAUGUGUGUGGAUCGAGAAAAAGUGAAAUUCGAUUUUAGUUGGAUGAGUGAUUAUCCUCAGCAUUUUGUUAAAAAGUACAUGUUCACCCAUAAUACGUACGAUAGUGAAAUUGUGGAAGCUUUAAUCAAACUGGAUCCAACUGAUGUAGAACUAACUUAUAUGAUUGCACAACUUUGCUUUGAAUAUGCUGGAAAACGAUUUCAAGGAGAAAUUCUGAAAGUUACUGAUCACUUUCAACAAACCCUAUCAAAUGACCUACACCACUACUAUACCUCAGAAUUGAACAGAGAACGAUAUUUGAAGCGAUUGACGGAUUUUAUGAAAAUUAACAAGUUGAUUCAGAAAUCAAUUUGGGAAACACGACCGCACCGGGAGUUGGGAAAAGUUUUCAACGUUUUGAAGACGGAAUUUUCACACCCGGAAAUGUUUGAAGAUACUGGAUUUUGUUAAACUAUUGAUGUUUUUUCUUAAUUAUAUGAAAGUUUUUGAAAUAUAAUAUUUUUAUUAUCUUACGUUUUAUAAGUGCAGCUGUGAUACAUACAUUUUAAGAUACAUACAUUAAUAUGAAAAUUGAGAAAUUGUUUUUGAAAAAAAGUUCAUUGCAAACUCUAGAAUAAAAUAAACUUUU
This is a messenger RNA of Caenorhabditis elegans, 1400 nucleotides long. It is a transcript of the gene nhr-225, whose product is annotated as NR LBD domain-containing protein. Gene Ontology annotation, molecular function: sequence-specific DNA binding; zinc ion binding; DNA-binding transcription factor activity. Gene Ontology annotation, biological process: DNA-templated transcription; regulation of DNA-templated transcription. The transcript is spliced from 7 exons. The record is from RefSeq and is marked reviewed. Lineage: Eukaryota; Metazoa; Nematoda; Chromadorea; Rhabditida; Rhabditidae. Gene Ontology annotation, cellular component: nucleus. Bases 50 to 1222 code for a protein of 390 amino acids.